Molecule: messenger RNA, 896 nt
Organism: Fukomys damarensis (Damara mole-rat)
Lineage: Eukaryota; Metazoa; Chordata; Mammalia; Rodentia; Bathyergidae
Product: apolipoprotein L3-like
Biological process (GO): lipoprotein metabolic process; lipid transport
Cellular component (GO): membrane; extracellular region
Molecular function (GO): lipid binding
Source: RefSeq, a predicted model, not a curated record
GACAGCUCCAGGGGCAAGAGGUGCUGGUUCUGGCAGACCUUAGUGAAGAUACUGCCUACGAGCUGUGUGGACAGGAGGCUCCACAACAGCAGCGCAACAAGCACGCAGUAGUGGGGAGUAACGGGCAGAGGGUCCUAUGUUUGGUUGGUGGCCAAUCAUUUUUGCUGAAGACCUUGGUGAUCCUCCAUCUGAGGUGGACUUGGCCGAGAAUAAAGGAGCUUCACUGGAAGACGCUGAUAGCAAACACAGCCACUGAGAACAAAAAAAGGCUCCAGGAAGACAUCUUAGCUAGGAAGCAGUUUUUGAAAAUGUUUCAGGUGAAAGCAGAGCUUGAGUCGUGUAUACAAAACCUUCGCACCCUUGCCAAAAAAGCUGACAAGGUGCACAAACGUUGCUCUGUCUCCAAUGUGGUGACCAGCUCUGUUGGUGCUGUCUCUGGAGUCAUGAAUAUCCUUGGCCUAUCUCUGGCACCCUUCACAGCGAGGGGAAGCCUGCUGCUCUCCGCAGCUGGGAAAGGCCUGGGAACAGUGACUGCCGCAACUAGUGUUACGACUACCCUCACAGAAGAGUCACAUAUAUCCUCAGAGGCUAAAGCCAAACGCAUCCUGUCGACCCAUGAGGACAACACAAUGAAAUUGCUAGGGGGUUGGAAUAAGACUGUGUUUGAAUUUAUCAAAAACUGUAGGGAAUUUAUCAAAAACUGUAGGAAAUUCAUCAAGAAUAUUGAAGCCAUGGGGAAAAACAUCCAUGCUCUCGGGAGAGCCCUAGUCCACCCUCGCUUAGCAUGAGAUGCCAUCCGCUUCAUAACCACUGGGGGACUCUCGGCCCAAAGGGCUCAGCGGGUGGAGAGGGCAUUUCAAGGCACUGCCCUGUCAAUGAGCAGAGGAUCCGGAUCA